AUGUUGCACAUGCAGGCAGUGCUCGUCAAAGGCGACACCAUGUCGAUCAAGGACCUGUUGAAGGAGAAGGGCGGCAGAUGGAAUGGUGGUCUGAAGUCCUGGCUAUUUCCGGGUAGCAAGAAGGCCGCCAUCAUCGAAGAUCUCCAAAGCUCCGACAAAGUCAAGAGCGUCGAAGACAAGACGGGCGGAGCUGCACCAGCUGCUGCUGCAAGCCAACCAACCGCAAAGCCAGUCGCCAAAGCACCUGCGAAGCGCUCGGCAGCGCAGACGAGCCAAAGCGGUGAGAGGGUCUUUGAGUUGGUAGACGAUGUCAGAGUUUCCAUCUCCACCUUCGCGGGCGCGAAUGGCGUUGACAUUCGCAAGUUCUACACCGAGAAGGUCACAGGAGAGCUCCGGCCAACACCCAAGGGCAUUCGGGUGUCGAAGGAAGAGUGGGAUGCGGUUUGCACAGCAGUUCCCGACAUUGAUGCAGCGUUGCAGAAGGAUGACGAAAAGUCAUGGAAGCUCAUCUCAGACAUAACAAUCUCCAUCACAGCUGGUGCUGUCGAUCUUCGUCGAUACUAUGUGGACAAGAACGAUGGGCUGUCUAAGCCAGGCAAAAAAGGCAUUCGGCUGGGAGCACUGCUGUGGCCCUCCCUCAAGGCAGAAAUGCCAGAGAUCAGCAAAGAGUUGGAUCAAGGAGGAGGCCCACCAGCGAAGAAGGCCAAAAGCAAGAAGCCAGAGGUGCCGGAGAUUCCCGAAGAGGCGGAGACACCUGAGGGCAGCGCCGCGUCGAAAGUCAAGUGGAAACACGAGCUCCGCAAAAUCCUGAAAGGCCGUGACCUGAAGGAGAUAAGUCUGCGGAAAGUUCGUGGCGAGUUGGAGGCAGUGCUGUCACUCCCUGCAGAUGGUCUGCUAGAACGCAAGGACGAGGUGAAAGAGAUUGUCACAGAAAUCAUACAGAGCGGGGAGGCCGGCCCGUGA
Symbiodinium sp. CCMP2592 is the source of this 963-nucleotide messenger RNA. The record is from the annotation of a GenBank genome assembly. NCBI's taxonomy places the organism in Eukaryota, Dinophyceae, Suessiales, Symbiodiniaceae.